UCUCCAUAAACGCAAAGUUUUUGUACUUCUACUAUGCCCCCUGUGCACGAGAAGAGCACAGCUGAAGGUGAAGUUGCGGUCUUCAAUUACGAGGAACUCGACCAGCUUUCAAACCAGAUACGCCUCCUCCGCAUUCUUCCACCCAAGACAAAGUCGAAAAAAUGUCUUUGGGAUAAUUCGGGAGAAGUCCAAUGUUUCACGCCAACCCGGACGAUCAUCCAUCUUACAAAGCACUCUCAUACACUUGGGGUGGUGCAUUCGAUCGCAGGCACACGAUAUACCUCAAUGGGUGUCGUUUCGAAGUAAGGCAAAAUCUUUGGCAUGCUUUGAAUCGAUUCCAGUCCGACAAUGUCGCACUGGUCAUAUAGAUUAAUGUUAUCUGCAUCAACCAGUCAAGUGAUGGGGAGCGGAACCAUCAGGUUGCCAAGAUGAAGAUGAUUUAUGAGUAGGCCACCGAAGUUGUCGUCUGGCUUGGGGAAAGCUACGAUAAUAGCCACUUGGCAUUUCAGCUUAUGGAAGAGCUCUACGAACAUCGCGAGUCAAGGGUGUGAAUUACCGACCGGUUUUCAAAUCUAGACAUGGCGCGCAUGUUGGAAAGUCUUGGGAGAUUGAUGGUACGCGAGUAUUGGUGGAGAAUCUGGAUUAUCCAGGAGCUCAUUGUUGCUAAGCACAUUGUUUUCUAUUGUGGUGACAAUUCGAGCGAAGGAAAUUGUUUGCAUGCCGUC
This is a messenger RNA of Hyaloscypha bicolor E, 725 nucleotides long. RefSeq lists its product as uncharacterized. The transcript has a single exon. Lineage: Eukaryota; Fungi; Ascomycota; Leotiomycetes; Helotiales; Hyaloscyphaceae. The record is from RefSeq and is a predicted model, not a curated record. The annotation marks the transcript as partial.